Messenger RNA from Rhipicephalus microplus (southern cattle tick), 13624 nucleotides. RefSeq names its product Talin_middle and talin-RS domain-containing protein rhea (gene rhea). Gene Ontology annotation, molecular function: actin filament binding; structural constituent of cytoskeleton; integrin binding. NCBI's taxonomy places the organism in Eukaryota, Metazoa, Arthropoda, Arachnida, Ixodida, Ixodidae. The record is from RefSeq and is a predicted model, not a curated record. Gene Ontology annotation, cellular component: ruffle; focal adhesion; cytoplasm. Gene Ontology annotation, biological process: cell-cell adhesion; actin cytoskeleton organization.
CGCUCGACGCCCACGCCCAGCCGUGGGCGCAUUUGACUACCGCAGAAACUUCGUAGCCGCACCGGAACGUCGACGAUGAUUCUCGACAGGCAACCUGUGGGCAUGGCAAUGCUCUCUCUCAAGAUCAGUGUACCUGACAACAAGGUGAUCAAGACUAUCCAGUUUGAGCCUGGCACGCUUGUCUACGAUGCCUGCCGGGUCAUUCGUGAUAAAGUUCCAGACUCUGCUCUUGGAGACGCCAAGGAGUAUGGGCUGUUUCUGACAGAUGAUGACCCAAAAAAGUCUGGCUGCUGGCUUGAAAACGGCAAGGCCCUCGGCUACUACCUCCUCAAGUCAGGGGAUACCCUGGAGUACCGCAAGAAACUGCGGCCACUCCGCGUGCGCAUGUUGGACGGCUCCGUGAAGACAGUGCUGGUGGAUGACAGUCAGCCCAUUGCCAACCUCAUGGUAGUCAUCUGCACCAAGAUUGGCAUCACCAACCACGACGAGUUUUCCCUGGUACGUGACCUACCAGAUGAAAACAAGGAGCCCUACACUGGAACACUGACCCUUCGCAGGGAGAAAAAGGACAAAGAUCGCGACCAGAAAAUGGAACAGCUCAAGAAAAAACUCAAGACUGAUGACGAUUUGAAUUGGGUGGACCACUCCAAGACACUGCGUGAGCUGGGAGUGGAUGAAGAUGAGAUGCUUACCUUGCGACGAAAGUACUUCUUUUCCGACUCAAACGUUGACUCGAGAGACCCCGUUCAGCUCAACCUGCUGUAUGUUCAGGCUCGAGAUGCCAUCCUGAACACGACUCACCCAGUCACACUGGAAGAAGCCUGCAAGUUUGCAGGCCUCCAGUGCCAGAUACAGUUUGGUGAUCACAACGAGACUAAACACAAGGCCGGUUUCCUGGACUUGAAGGAGUUUUUGCCAAAGGACUAUGCCAAGAUCAAAGGCAUCGAGAAGAAGAUAUUUGCGGAGCACCGCAAGAACAUUGGCACAUCUGAGCUCGAUGCCAAAGUGAAGUAUGUCGCUUUGGCUCGCUCCCUCAAGACCUAUGGUGUGACCUUUUUUCUUGUCAAGGAGAAAAUGAAAGGAAAGAACAAGCUAGUGCCUCGGCUGCUUGGGGUCACCAAGGACAGUGUCAUGCGCCUGGAUGAGCGCACCAAGGAGAUCAUGAAAGUGUGGCCCCUGACUACGGUUCGUCGCUGGGCUGCCUCACCAAACAGUUUCACUCUGGACUUUGGGGACUAUUCGGAGUCGUACUACUCUGUGCAAACCACCGAGGGAGAGCAGAUCUCGCAGCUUAUUGCAGGCUACAUUGACAUUAUCCUCAAAAAGAAAAAGGCCAAGGACCACCUGGGCAUUGAUGGAGACGAGGGCUCCACCAUGGUAGAGGACAGUGUCUCACCGGCCAAAGCCACCAUCCUGCAGCACACGCCUGCGGCCAAGCCCUCUCAGCCAGCCGUGGGCUUGGUCGCCCUCCCAGGAGUGGUUCGUCCAGGCACCAAAGGACCCCAGGUGCCAGUGAAGGGCCACAUGCCAGCCCCUCAGCAACAAAUGGAGACUGGCCAAGCAAUCAGUGCACACAGUGCGACUAUGCCGGCCCAGCAGCCAUACGUGCGGGAGCUCCAGUCGGAGCCGCAGCGUGCCCUGCUGGGCAGCCUGGGUGCUGGUCGGGACGCUGUCCAGGCCUCGCUGCAGGAGCUGGAGGUGCCCCAGGCACGGCCCCAGCUGGGCUCUGACCCGGCUUCGCUGCAGUGGCGCCAGAGCCACCUUGACACACACCGUCAGAAUGUCAGCUCCCAGAUUGCAGCCAUGAACGCAGCCACUGCACAGGUGGUCACCCUUACUGCAGCUCCUCCAGAAGAAAUGAACCAGCCAGCGGUUGGAGCAGCCAUCACAACUAUCGCCAGCAAUUUGCCAGAAAUGUCGAAGGAUGUGAAGAUGAUAGCUGCCCUGAUGGAUGAUGAGGACUCAGGCGAGAAACUAUUGGAUGCCGCACGGCGUCUCUGCAAUGCCUUCUCUGACCUGCUUCGUGCUGCCGAGCCCCAGAACCAAGAGCCCCGCCAGAGCCUGCUGAAUGCUGCCAGCCGAGUGGGCGAGGCCAGCCAUGCUGUUCUGUACACUAUUGGUGAGGAGGACGAAGCAGACCUGGAGCUUCAGGAUCAGCUACUGGCCGCAGCCAAGCAGGUGGCCAAUGCGACGGCGGCCCUUGUGUUGCAGGCCAAGAAUGUGGCCUCCACUUGUGAUGACCAGGGCCAACAGAACAGGGUGAUUGGUGCUGCCACUCAGGGAGCCCUGGCCACUUCCCAGCUCGUGGCCUGCACAAAGAUAGUGGCACCCACCAUCAUGAGCCCCAGUUGCCAGGAGCAGUUGACGGAAGCCUCCAAGGAGGUUGGCAUGAGUGUGGAUGCCAUUGUGGCCAGCUGUGAGGAGGCCACUAACCAAGAGCCCCUGCUGUCGGACCUGCGGGCAGCAGCUGCACAGGUCAGCCAUGCCCUUGAAGAACUGCUGCUGCUCAUCCGAGGGGCACCAGAGCGACGUGCACGAGCCACAAUAGCACAGGACGGUGCUUUGGACACUAUUUUGGAUGCCACUGACCGGCUCUUCUCCAGCACUGGAGAUGCCCCGGAGAUGGUGCGACAGGCCAAGGUUCUGGCACGAGCCACUGCCCAGCUGAUCCAGGCUAUCAAGGGCGAAGCCCAAGCUGAGCCAGACUCCGACCAACAGAAACGACUGCUGGCAGCUGCCAAGGUGCUGGCUGAUGCCACGGCUCGCAUGAUUGAAGCUGCAAAGGGUUGUGCCAGCAAUCCUCAUGACUCGGAAAACCAGGCAGCCCUGCGGAAAGCAGCGGAGGAGCUUCGUCAUGCCACCAAUGUAGCAGCCAGCAAUGCUCUCAAGCGCAAGAUCAUUGUUCGCCUGGAGAAUGCGGCUCGCCAUGCAUCUUCAGCUGCUACACAGAAUAUUGCAGCCGCUCAGAACGCCAGUCCCUACAACAGCAACAUAAUGCUUCAGGAAGAGCUCAUGAGGAGCUGCCGGGAUGUGGCCGGUGUCAUCCCUCGAGUGGUGCAGGGCAUCAAAGGCACCGUGGCUGAACCGGACAGUCCUAUGGCUCACCACAAGCUACUCACCUCGUGUCAAGAACUCAUCCCGCCGGCCAGCCAAAUGGUGUCCGCAUCCAAAGUCUGCGUGCCUACCAUUGUGGAGCCAGCCUGCGCGUUGCAGCUCAGCAGUUCUACUAAGCAGGUGUCAUCCACCCUGGCUGACCUGCGCAUUGCCCUGGACAAGGCUCAGGAGACAUGUGGGCGUCAACAGCAGGAGAUCGACAGUGCAUUGGAGCGCAUUCGGGAGCUAGAUCAGGAGCUGGUGGACAUCCACAGGGCAGCAGUGGCCAACCAGCUGAGACCCCUUCCUGGCGAGAACAGCGAGCUGUGUGCCCUCAAGUUGGGUGCCACAUCAAAGGUGGUGGGAUCCUCCAUGGCCCAGCUGCUCACUGCUGCAUCCCAGGGUAACGAGAGCUACACUGGCACCGCGGCCCGAGACACAGCCAGUGCCCUGCAGCAGCUGGUGGAGGCCGUGCGUGGCGUUGUGGCGUCCAGCGGCGGAGAGGCCCAGCGCCUGGUGGAGCCAGCGCGCCAGGUGCUGGAGCGGUCGUGCCAACUGCUCGAGGAGGCCCGGCAGGCUGUGCUGCGCCCGGACGAGCCAGACAAACAGCAGCGGCUGGCGCACGUGGCCAAGUCGGUGUCAGCGGCUCUCAAUGCUUGCAUCAACUGCCUGCCGGGUCAGAAGGAUGUGGACGACGUCAUUCGCACCAUCACCGAAAGCUCACAGGCGCUGAAUGCUCACGAGUUCCCCAGCAGCAACCGACCUUACGGUGAGCUCCAGGCCAACCUGAAUGCAGCUGCAGCCGAGCUCAAUGAAGCUACGAGUCACAUGGUGCAGUCCUCGCGCGGCAACGCUGCCCAGCUGGCAUCGUCUGUGCGCCACUUUGGGACAGCCUUUGGUAGCUUGUUGGGCUGUGGCAUGGAGAUGGCCGGCCAGACCCAGGACCAGGAGGUGCGCUCCCAAAUGGUGGUAAGCCUUAAAAAUGUGUCGAUGGUGUCGAGCAAGCUGCUGGUGGCAGCCAAGUCGGUGGCGGCCGACCCGAGUGCCCCCAAUGCCAAAAAUCAGCUGGCAGUAGCUGCCCGCACCGUAACCGAGAGCAUCAACCUCCUGGUCAAUGUGUGCACCUCGGCUGCGCCCGGACAGAAGGAGUGUGACAGUGCAGUGCGUGCCAUUCAGAUGAUGCGCCCUAUGUUGGAUCAGCCAAAUGAACCAGUCAACGACCUCACAUACUAUGACUGUCUUGACACCGUUUUGGAGAGAUCACAGAGCCUGGGGGAUGCAAUGACUGGCAUCGCCGACCAUGCCAAGCACAGUGAGCAUGAGCAGUUUAGCGAGAGUGUGCGGGAAGUGUCAACCACCAUCUGCACCCUGGUAGAGGCUUCAGCCCAGGCGGCCUACUUGGUGGGUGCAUCUGAUUCCUCGAGUAUGGCCGGCAAGCCCGGUCUAGUAGACCUGUCACACUUUGCACGGGCUAGCCAGGCCAUCCAGAUGGCAUGCCAGCAGCUAUCAAAUCCUGCCAGCAGCCAGCCACAGAUUUUGUCGGCAGCCACAGUGAUUGCCAAGCACACGUCGUCCCUGUGCAAUGCUUGCCGAGUGGCAUCGUCCAAGACUACCAAUCCUGUUGCGAAACGCCAUUUUGUCCAGUCGGCAAAGGAUGUAGCAAGUGCCACUGCCAGCCUCGUCAAGGAAAUCAAGAUGCUGGACCAAGAGCCUAGUGAUGCCAACAGGCAGCGGUGCGGGGAAGCCACACGACCGCUGAUAGACGCCGUGGACAGCCUCACCACAUUUGCCAGCUCUCCCGAGUUUGCUGGAGUGCCAGCCAAGAUUAGUCACAAGGCCAGAGUCGCCCAGGAGCCCAUUUUGGCAGCCGGGCGGUCUAUCAUUGAUGGAUCGUGCAGCAUGAUUCUGUCGGCCAAAUCCUUGGUGCUGAAUCCAAAGGACCCACCGGCCUGGCAGAGCCUGGGUGCCCACAGCAAGGAGGUCUCAGACGGCAUCAAGAGGCUCGUCUCGUCAAUCAAGGAUGAGGCACCCGGCCAGAAGGAGUGUGACGAGGCCAUCGACAAGUUGAAUGCUGCCAUCCGGGAGCUGGAUCGUGCCUCCCUGAACAUCCUCAGCCAGGAGAGCGCUCACCAGGCUGACAGCAGCCUGCUCAAGACUUACCAGGAGCAAAUGGAGUCAAGUGCAUCGGAGAUCUUAGACAUCAUUGAGCCCCUUCGCUAUGCAGCCAAGGGAGAAGCCGAGAAGCUGGGACACACGGUGAACCAGGCAGUUGGCUACCUGGGCCCUCUGGUGCAGAAUGUCAUAGCGGGGGCAUCACAUACUCUUCACUCAAAGCGCCAGAUGGCAUUGCUCGACCAGACCAAGACUGUGGCUGAAGGCAUGUUGCAACUGGUGUAUGCAUCCAAGCAGGCUGCCGGUAAUCCAAAGGCAGUGCACGUGCAUGGAGACGUGGAAGAGGCAGCGGACAAUACACGGGAUGCCUUGCAAGAGCUCUUGCGCACACUGGAGUCGGCAGCCACAGAGGCGGGUGUCGUCACAGGCCUGGUCGACUCGGUCAGCAAGGCCAUGUACCGGCUGGAAGAGCGCUCCACCAUCACCAUCGGUGGUCUACGCUCCAGUGGCAGCUACAGCAGUGCAGUGGAGCCCGAGUUGUCUUAUGUGGACUACCAGACCCGCAUGGUUCGGUCGGCCAAGGAGGUGGCCCGAGUGGCGCAGGACAUGGUCACACACGCCAGCCAUGAUUCAUCUCGGCUGACACCUCUGGCCGCCGACUUGUCGCACCACUAUGCUGCCCUGGCAGGGGACGCUCGGGGUGCCAUGGCCACCAGCACCAGUGUAGAGGUUCCUGGGCGCAUUCGUGCAGGAGUGCAGGACUUGGGCAAAGCGUGCAUCAGUCUGACCAAAUCAGCCGGUGCUUGCCAGAGCAGCCCUGGGGACAUCUACACACAGCGAGAGCUGGCUGAAAAUGCCCGUUCAGUUUCAGAAAAGGUUUCACACAUUAUGGCUGCCCUGCAGGCCGGCUCUCGAGGCACCCAAGCAUGCAUAAAUGCAGCCAGCACGGUGAGUGGCAUUAUCGGUGACCUGGACACGACCAUCAUGUUUGCCACCGCGGGUACCCUGCACUCUGAGAAAGAAGGCGACCAGUUUGUCGACCACCGGGAGAACAUCCUCAAGACGGCCAAGGCCCUGGUGGAAGACACCAAGACCCUGGUGGCCGGCGCAGCAUCCAGCCAAGAGCAGUUAGCCGUGGCCGCCCAGAAUGCCGUCUCUACCAUUGUGCAGCUGGCCGAGGCAGUCAAACUGGGUGCUGCCUCACUAGGUGCUCACAAUCCGGAAGCCCAAGUGCUGCUCGUCAAUGCGGUCAAGGACGUUGCCGCCGCCUUGGGAGACCUAGUGCAGGCCACCAAGGCCGCCUCAGGAAAGGGCAUCGACCAUCCAGCCAUGGCACACCUGAAAGAUUCAGCAAAGGUGAUGGUGACUAAUGUAACAUCGCUACUCAAGACUGUUCGAGCUGUGGAGGACGAGCAUGCGCGUGGAACUCGUGCCCUGGAGUCCACGGUCGAGGCAAUCUUGCAGGAAGUUCGGGCAUUUGACUCGAGUGAGCCACCGUUGCGGCAAGCCGGUCCUGAAGAUCUGGUGCGUGCCACGCAGCCCGUCACACUAGCCACUGCUAAGGCAGUGGCAGCUGGCAACAGUGGACAGCAAGGAGACAUCAUAGUGGCUGCCAACAUGGGUCGCAAGGCCAUCUUUGACCUCCUCUCAGUCACCAAGUCUGCCUCGUGCUUGGCUGAGACCCAAGAGCUCAAGUCACGAGUGCUCAGCUCAGGCCGGGAGUGUGCCAUUCGUUAUCGAGAGCUUCUCCAACUGGUGCUUGAGGUUGUUCAGAAACCUACAGGGGAAGGCAAACAGGCACUGGUGUCGACGUCACGCAACAUUGCUGUAGCCGUCACAGAAAUAGUUGCAGCUGCAGAAGCACUUAAAGGCACUGACUGGGCCGACCCAAAUGAUCCAACAGUCAUUGCAGAAACAGAGCUGCUGGGCGCUGCAUCAUCGAUUGAAGCUGCUGCACGGAAGCUAGCCAACCUGCAACCACGUAGGAGUGUCAAGGAAGCAGAUGAAAACCUCAACUUUGAUGAGAUGAUCCUGGAGGCUGCCAAGUCAAUUACGGCCGCCACAUCGGCCUUAGUGCGGGCGGCUUCAGCGGCCCAGAGGGAGCUUGUUGCUGCGGGCAAGCUGGGUGAGCGGUUACCAUGCAGUUCAGCUGACGGCCAGUGGUCCGAAGGACUGGUUUCAGCGGCUCGCCUUGUCGCAGCAGCCACACACAGCCUGGUAGAGUCGGCAAACUGGCUGGUGCAGGGCCAGGCAUCGGAAGAGAAGCUCAUCUCCUCGGCCAAGCAGGUGGCCAGCUCCACGGCACAGCUUCUUGUUGCUUGCAAGGUGAAGGCAGAGCCAGACUCGUCAUCGAUGCGAGGCCUGCAGGCGGCCGGCAAUGCAGUCAAGCAGGCCACUGACCAUCUCGUGCGUGCAGCGCAGCGAUCCAUUGCACAGGAGCAGGAGUUCCGACUGGUCAUUAACCAGCGCAUGGUGGGCGGCAUUGCCCAAGAGAUUGGUGCUCGCGAAGAGAUUUUGCGUAAGGAGCGGGAGCUCGAGGAGGCCCACGAGCGGCUCCGACAGCUGCGGCUGGCGAAGUAUGGCACUACCGCUGAUGGCAUACGCUAGCCUUUGAUUAAAUGCUGUCCAGACAUUGAAAAGUAGCAAGCCACAGUGAAAAAAUACAGUACUUUUUUUAUUCUUGUUUUUCACUAUCACUGCUUGUUCACAAUGGAAAUGCUGACUAAGUAAAAGCUUCUGAAAAAAGUCUCUAGCUCUCUAUACAAAAUUAUCUGUAUCGGUGAUAUAAAGUGGCAUCGUGCUUUUGGUUUCCUUUCUGUGGCUGAGAUAUGAGCAUUUUCUCUGUUGAUUUAGUGAUAUGAUGUUUGAGAAUGUUUAACAAAAGCAUUUGUUACUACGAGCCCUGUAGCCAUUCACAAUUCAUCAUUCGCAAUUGAGCCAGCCCAAUUGUGAAUGAUGCUAAUCCAACAUAAAUCAGCAUUCUUACAUGUGCCAGUGUCUCAGAAUUAGUUUUCUCCCUGAGUAAUAACUAGUACGAAACUCUAUGGUGACGACCAUGGUGCCGCUGGGUUUCCUCAACAGCUGAGCUGGCUGGCAGAACACAUGUAAUGGCGCACAUCCACAUGCCAAAUAAUGUAUACCCGAAUCACGGAAGAAGCUUCGUGCACGGAAACAAAUCCUUUAGAUUAAUCAGAUAACGCUUGCUUGCAUAGUUUAUACCCCCCACUUGCUUGUCUAGGACUUUACCCGUAGCUGCUUUGUGAUCAUCAUCAGCUUGACUACGCCAAUUUCAAAAUGAAGACCUCUUCCCACCUGGUCCUGCGCUUGCCACCUGCAAACUCCUUAAUCUCAGCUGCCACCUGUCUCCCCCUUGGGCUUGUCUUGGAAUCCUGCCUACGCGCUACAUGUCAGCUCACAUCUAUUUCAUCCUCUUGAUUUCAACUAUGAUGACCAUAUUUUCGUGCCUAGCCACUGCUUUCUUCCUGUCUUUUAAAGGGGCGCCUCAACACUUUCUCAAGUAGCCAUGUAAUGGAUUCAGUAAAGAAGCUUAUUGCCUCACAAAUUCAUUGCUACAAGAUUUUUCGAAUCCAUACAAUACGAGCAGAGUUGCAAAUAUUUGUCGUACGCUUGUCAUUCCAUUUUCUCUCGUCCCAACGAAAACACUGGAAGUUAAGCAGGGAUGGAUGGCAUGCAACUUUUCAGUUCAAUUGCGUGCACAUGCAUGGACGGCCACCAACGGCGGGCCCAGUAAGGAGCGAGGUACAGUGACUGUGACGUGAUUUUUGAGCUUGUCGCAUCAUUUGGCGAGAGAAGAGAAAGCAAUUGAUAGUCGAGUGAGAAUUUAUUAGGGCCACGUGAGGUGCAAUACUAUUUAUCUUGCGUGUUCUCUGUAUACUCAACUACCGAUCGGCACCAUUUCUUGACCAUGCUCAGAAAGGGCUGCAGGCUUCGUUAUUUUUAUUUUAAUAAACGCCUCUUUCUUGGUGCACACAGGUCCAUCUUUUGAUGAGCGUUCUGCUCAGCGUUCAAUGGGAAAUUUCUUUGAAUAAGCUUUUGGUGCUCAUACUUUUCCUAAGCAGUCUCUGCAGCUUUCUCUCAUCAAAGUAGGCACAUUGUUCUGAAUGAAUGAGCAAGCUAACCACUGAGCACUAGUAGUACGACGGGGGAAUUGAGUCAAAGUACACUUGACCAAGGCAGGAUGGCGUUUCGUACGCAUCAAAGACGAACCAAGUGACGCAUACCUUGACAACACUUGGUUGUAAACAAGGGGCUUGUAGUGGCAUCAAUUUUUCUUUAGAUGCAAAGCAGUUAAUGACAAGAGCUGUGUCCAUUGCUCCCUCACUUCUUCUCGUGGUGCCUUCUCAGCAUGUGUGGUCCCUCGCCCUCUCUCUCCUCUGGGAAUCCUUUGCUCGAUGGAACGGCAUGCACAACAGAUGGUGCAACAGCUGUAUACUCCGUUGGUGGCACCACUGCAGUUUCGCAGUAUAAAAUUGACAGGGCCCACGCGCCUCAUUCUCUUCUGUGCAAUGCCACCAUGAGCGCCAGUGUUAACGCUGCCUCCAGUAUCAGCGUUACUGCCAGCACGAGCUCUCAGUAAGGUGCCCUGUUUACUCGCCUAAUGAAAGCACUCGCAUUAUAACCACACCCCCACUUUCAGUCGUCAAAAUUAGAUUUUUUUUCCUCCCUCGUAAUAAAUGUGCCCUCACAUUCAUUCGCUGCAGUCCUGCUAACAGACACCCUGGCACCUCCUUGUCCAUUGGAUCUCGAUGGUUUUUUAAUAUUAUGCCGACCCCCAUCAACGGCCUCGGCUCACUCCCUCUCCCCCUUCGCUGCUGCCGCGUGCUGUACUGUUUUUUUUUUCUGUGUGCGGCACGUUCUCUGUUUUUUCAAUUACCUGCGCGCCACAGUGGGGUUCAUGAACGGUGGAAGUGUUUAGACAUCACAGCUGACAAGCGCACAGCAAUCGAAUGUCACGAAACUGCCCAGGCCAUCAGACUGAUGCUUCCUGCAAAUACAAAAGGCCCAACCACAUGCACGCAAUUUUCGAGCAAUGACAACAGGAUUUGCUGUCGCAAUGACUGUCGUGAAGGUCCAUUCGUCGUCAUCGCGUUGCAGGUUUCUGGAAAACCAGAAAAAAAAUCACUUGUUGCCCAAAAAAUAUCGCGAUUUUUCCAACAUGGUAGCACCCCUAUAUAUUGCCUCGGUGACAAUUUGCUCUUUAUACUUAUCCGUGCGUACUUCAAUGAUUGCAAGAUAUAUGCUACCUUUCCUACAGUAACUUCUCAUGUAGAGAGUGAGACAGGGGCCCUUUUUUGUCAUUAACUUCUUAUCGACGGUUCAUUUUGAUGUUUUGGUGGUCGCUUGCUGCAAUGUCAACGGCGGCGGCGUGGUCAUCGUGCAAGGUUGCCCGAAGUUAGCAAAGUUUGACAUAGCGCAUGCUUCUCAGAGCCUCUCGAGGUCAGAGCAAAUACCACUGUUGCAGUUAAACAAUUGCGAGAAAAGAAAGCCACGAAAUGCUUUGAUAGAGUGUGCGGGCAGCACAAGGACAGCUUGCUGAAGAUAGCACCGUGAGUGAAGUUCAACAAAGAAGCGAGCUUACUUUUUUCUUUUUUUUUCCGAUUACCGCAUUUUGGGCUCUUUUUAAAAAAGUUUGCCUAAAUUAUGCCACGCAUAAUAAAUGCACCCCCAACUUUGCUUUGAUUUUUCGAGAAAAAAAAGUAUGUUCAUUACGCAAGUAAAUACGGUACACCAGCUGCCACUCGAGCGAACUAUUUCCCCGCUGCUUUGCAUAACCCUCUUUAGCGAGAUAUGGCAUAGGCGUAAUUUGACCUUUUCAGUGGCUUCCCAUGACAAGUUUUGGGUCAAUAGCUUUAAAGUGAUGUUUGACUAAAUGUGCCACUCACUGUGCCUGCUUCACAUGCUGUAUCUGACUUACAUGUGUUAUAAUAAAUGGCAGACAUAACCUGAGUGUGCCGUAAUGUAGCAAUGUCAAAUAUUGUGGCUCUUGUGACACUCACUUUUUUGUGAAUUGCCCAUGCUCUCGAUGUUGUUAUCCAGUGGUAAAAAUUUUUUAUUUUUCUUACCUUCUCUACAGCACGGGUUAAAAUACCGAAUGUAGUAAUUGUUGUGUGUGUGGCCCUGGCAAUGCACCAGCAUCGAUACAACUAAAUAAUUGUUAGUGAAUUGUCUUAAGGUUCAGGGUGCGGUACUUGUGCAUUUUUGUUUUGCAUUCCCUCAUGUCACUCACAUAGUAGCAGCCUGCGAAGGUCUGUCUUUUAAUACACAUCAGGAAUAAUUCUAGACUUGUCCGUUGCAGUUCCCAGUGUGACCACUGUUCAGUUUCUGGCACUGAGGUGAGCAGGGUUUCUUCUGUAGCAGCUUUGUUGAAUAGCACCAUGCCAAAGGCAUAAUUGAACAUGUCAUAGCUUGAAAAACGUACAAAAUUUAUCUUGUUGCGAAGAAGUGACAUUGUUACAAAGAAGUGUACCUACAGUCAAAAGACUGGUUAGCCACGGGCAAAGGACGUCGCUCAUAUGAAGGAUGGCACUUGCGAAACCCUGAUGUAUGGGCGGCGACGUCACUAGCUGUAGCACACGGGAAGAGGUCGAGACGCUCGUGGCUGCUCAGAGUAACCAGUUCUUUGAGUAGGCCCAAGAUGGUAGUGGCGCUCUUUAUGUAUGCCAUAGCCAGCUGACAUUCGCUUAGUGAAACGAGGUGGUCGCGAGCGGCGUUCUUCAUUAGAGGGUGGCCGAUACGAGAAGGCAGAUUGCCGUGUGCCCUGUAGAAUCUGCUGAAUUCACUGGUGGUUGCCAUGGAGCUAUAGAAGCUAGAGUUUGUGCGGGUUGUGCGUUUUGUACAUAGCCAUCCUGAAAGUCACUCAAGCCACAAGACACAUGAAAGAUUUGCUGACAUCGGAGCAGUUCUUCUCUCACAAUCUCCCAAAUUGUUGACAGGAGGUCAUCUGACGCCGCUGGGACGUUAGAGAGGCGGCCACAUUUUGGCGCUAUCAGCCGCAUCUUUAGCGUUUCAAAUGUGCUUCACCACUUCAGACAUCGAGGUCAAGCUCUCUUUUCCAAUUAGAAAAUUGUAUAGAUCUUCUGCAAUCCCUUUCAAAAUGUGUCCGACCUUAUCCUCUUCAGGCAUACUGGCAUUAACUGUGUUGCAGAGCUUCAAUAUUUCUUCAAUGUGCUCUUUGUGCUAAUGUCGUCUCUGCCCGCUUCUUCUUUGUGUUAAAAAUCUCUGAAACACUUUUUUUACUUCUUCAACAAAACGAUCCCAAGGCAUGAAAAUGUCUUCAUGGUUUUCAUGCCACGCCAGAGCUGUGUCAGUUAGUGAGAACACAACAAGGCUGAGCUGUUCUGUCGUGUCCCAGCCAUUGCUUCGGCUCACCCUACUGUAUUUAUUUCUUCAGCCAGUCGUCCACAUUCUCGACAAACAUCCCGCCAAAGUUCGGUGAACCCCGGUAGUACAGCAGGGAAUCCAUCGGUGUCGCCCUUGAAGCACCAGAGAGCUCUGGUCCUAAGACAUCUCGAUAGGCAAUGGCAGAAGUCUGGCAAGGCGGCCACUGCAGCAAAGUUCAGAUAGUAGUACUUACGUUGUUGGGUACAUCGUAACCCGCACCUUCCACCAAUCUGUUGCUCUCACAGGCAAGGUUUGGAGGGGAAGUUUAAUGAGAGCGGUGACACAAAAGACUGUGGUGAUCACAGAAGCAGCGUCGUCGUUCUCCUCUUCUACUCCAGUUUCUCUCGGUUUCCACUUGCAGGUACACUUCUUCAUAACAAUAUGUACUACCAAAGGCCCAAGUACAAAACUACACUUUAAUUAUGUCGCUGUCCUUUACAAAGUCGUGUGCUGGUCCUGCUCUUUUCACACGCCCUGUAUUGGUGACUUUAUGUGAUGAACACGGAGAUAAGUGCCAAGUUUUUGCUGUUUUGGAACAAGACCCAGGUUUUAAUUUGAUGCGUAACCUUUCAUUUUGCAUCAUUAUGAGGGCUUUGUGCUGAAAUGCUACAGCAACCAUCACUAUCAUUUUCAUGUUAAGAACAAAUGCCAUUUUCCACGACUUAUGGGGUAUUGCUACCUAAAUACUGCUGUGUUAAGACAUAGCUUGCUUACAUGCAGUGUUUUUUAACUUUUUGUGCGUCCCAGAAAUUAACACUUGUGCUUUUAUUUAGUGUACUGAUUCUUGGCUUAAUGGUGUGUAUUGUAGUAAUGUAGUAGUAAUAGACCUGGCUAAAAAUCCAGGAGGUCUUGCCCAUCUUUUUCUGACCCGUUACUAUAAUAAGUUGUCAAAAUGCUGUCAAAGUGCCUUGUAUUUUGGUUUGACUGCCCUACUUACAGCAAAAGAAAUAUGCCGAUUGCAUUCAUAACCAUUGUGCCUGAAAAUAAAUAUGGAUAAGCUACUUGAUUGACUACAUUA